AUGUCAUUGAAAAAAGAUGACUUUUGGUGCUCUGAAUGCAGCAAGAGUGUACCUGGAAUGUGUAGAAAGCAUGGUGGUUUUCACCAAGUGUAUGACAAUGUCAUUCCUUCUCGAGCCAGGCUGACACUCCCACAGGGGCUUGUCAUUAAGCCAGUCAAAACGCAGGAUGGAAAAUUAAGAUAUGGUGUAUUUGCCAAGCGGAUUGUUCAAGUUAAGUCACAGUUUGGUCCUUUCAUGGCAAAAGUUUCAUCGACAGAACAAGCCAAAGCAGAAAGUGAGAAGAAUAAAGAAAAAGAAAAAAUAGCUGCGGAGAAGGAAGACGUUAACGAUGAAAAAGUUGUAGAGUCUUCUAAUGUAGAACAGAAGGGAGAAAACUCUUUGAGUUUGCCUGCAGAAAUGACACCAUUAGAAUCGCAGCAGAACUUUGAUACAGGCACCAGUCACAAAGUGCUGGUAGAUGGAGAUCUUUUUGAUGGAAUGGUUUCUGAAAAUCAAAGCAAUCAACAGAUUGUACCGGUGGGUGUAUCUAUAGCUAGCUCCCAGACUCUGCAGCCAGCAUCGUUUACUGAUACCGAAGUGACACAGAGCCUACAGUGUUACCUAUCUACGGCUAACUCACUCACUGAUGUUGCCAAUGCUCUCCCAUCCUUUAAUAGUGGGGGUGAUAUACUAUCCAGUCAAACACAAUUUGGGUCUGAGCUGAACCUACAAACAUCUAUUGAGACAGGUCUACCAGUGACUGACAGUCUGUCUUCAAAUGCAGGACUCGGUCAAACGGCUGAGCAGCAGCUAACUCACAUACCAAACCAGUCCUUUGAAACACGUGUAACUGUGGACAGUGAGGGGCGUGUUGUUGUUAAUGCUGUUCCGGUAAAUACCUUACAUGGUCUGGUAUCUACACAGAUGCUUGUCAGUGAUAACCUAACACUAGGAGCGUCACAAAAUCAGUUGACAGAGGGAUUGACUGUGACUCCAACAGGGGACAGCCUCUUGGUGAACCCUGCAACUGGGGAGGUCUUGUCAGGACCUCAUCGGACUCAGGUCUCCCACACUAACAAUAUUACAGGCUUGAUUCAACAGCAGUCAAGUGAAUUGAUGUCUCAUCAGGCCAGUGAACUGUUGCAACAUCAAUCUGGUGAAUUGUUACAACAAAAUCCUCCUGAUGAGUUACUGCCCCAACAGGAGUCUGGACAGCUGAUAUCACAACAACCAAAUGAUAUAGUGUUACAACCAGAGGAGAUGCUGCAACAGCAGGAGGAGACAUCCGAGGUGGGACCUGAUGGGGACAGAACUACAUCAGUACAGACAUCUGUUACGUUGUCUAAUGCUGAGAAGGCAGAACCAAAGGACUCCUCAGUCAUACAACUGGAAUCAGCUGAGGUACCUCCAAAACCAGUCAACACUGCAGCUGAGCAAGAAUAUGAACUGAAGGUCUUCAAGGAGGAUGGUUAUGUCGACACCCUUGACUUUACUGAUGAGGACAAGUGCAACUGGAUGAUGUUUAUCCGUCCAGCAAAAACAGCCUCUGAACAAAACCUUGUAGCUUACCAAUUCCAGGACUAUGUAUUCUAUGUUUCUACCAAGCCAAUUCCAUCGAACACUGAGCUGAAGGUAUGGUACUCAGCUGAUUAUGCAGAGAAGAUGGGAAAAGAAAUGCUUCCUGAUGAUGAAUCUCCUGAGGGAGCAGAAUUUCCUGCCAAAUGGGUGUGCUCAGUAUGUUUUGAAGGAUUUAGCACGUUUGCUGAAUUAGAAGCUCACAUGUGUCCAGGGGUGCCACCUGGUGGUAAAAGACUGAGAGGAAGGCCAAGGAAAGGAAGGCCAAGAAAAUAUGUAAAACCGUCCAAAACAUGGAGAGCACGACUUGACAAGGCUCGUCUGUCUAAGGCAAGGGUACAAGAUCCAAUGGUACCAAAUGUUCCCAGAAAGAGAGGUAGACCCCCAAAAAUUAAGCCUGCAGUGAUGGUGGUUGAAAAACCAGCCUCACCAGAAAUGGAAGAACCUAUUCCAUUCAAUGAGACUGAGGAUCUAGAGGAACCUACCACAGAUCAACUGCUUAAUGACAUCCUUGGUGUUGAUGAUGACGAUGAAGAUGAUGAGGAAGAGGAGGAUGAGCCUAUCAUCCCAAAAAGAAGGGGUCGGAAACGUAAACUUUUGAAAAUUCCCAAGCCAAAAACUCCCAGGGGUCCAAGAAGGGAACCUAUGACAUGCCCCUAUUGUGCUGAGAAAUUCACCAAGGAAGCCAUAUAUGUGAUACAUGUUGCUGAACACACUGGUAUUAAGCCAUUUAUUUGUGAGGACGAAGACUGUAAAAAAGGAUUUAUGUCAAAGUUCAAACUAGAGCGACAUCGUCUGAUACACACCUGUCCACGUCACCACAAGUGUCCUUACUGUGACAAGUCCUUUAAUCGUAAAGACCAUCUAAAGAACCAUCUUAUUACACAUGACCCCAACAAGAAGCGCUGGGUUUGUGAGGAAUGUGGCAAGGAGUAUUCAUAUAAUUUCUCAUAUAGAACUCACAAAGCUUUCCAUGAUGCAGAGUCUGGGAGGACGACCGAAUGUGGUAUCUGUCACAAAGAACAUGAGACUCGUGAGGAACUUCUCUAUCAUCUCAAAGUUCAUAGUGGUGCAAGGUCUGUGAAAAACUGCUUAGAAAAAACACAUGAGUGCGUAGAUUGUUGUAAAAAGUUUUACACUAAAAAAGAUGUACGUAGACAUAUGAUAACGCAUACAAAGAAAAAAGACUUUUUGUGUCAGUAUUGCCCACAAAGGUUUGGACGUAAAGAUCAUCUCACACGCCACCUGCGGUCAUCUCACUCUGGGGACAACCCUAAUGCCAAGCCUCCCCGUGCUCCCCGGGGGGAAAAGAAAGAAAGACAGGUGAAACAUUAUGAGAGGAUAGAGGCAGCUGUUGCUAUGCCAACUAUGAGAGAGGAGCCUGCUGUACUAGUCACCUCACAACCAUCGCUGAAUAACCCGUACCCUAUUCAUGCUAUACCAACAGAGACCCGUGAUGUACCGCUUCCAAUACACCUUUAUGAAAAUAUCAAUGCCCAACCAGUCAUCACUAUGGCAACCAUGACGCAGCAGCAGCAGCAGCAGCCAGCUCAGAUGCAGCAGACCCUACACAUAGCCCCAGCCAAUCAGAUGCAGGUUGAGCGGUACACAGUGGAAGUUGGUAAUCAAGGAAUCCGUCACGUCAAUGUUAACCAAACAAUGGACGCAGGAGUGAUUGGCGGGAAUGACUACAGACCAAUGCAGCACCAGGGUACAACUAUGUAUCUGACUCAGCCACAGCAACAUCAUAUGAUCGCCAACAAGGAUGCCAACAUGGAGCUAGUACGUACUAAUGGAGUGUUGGACCAGGUUCAAUACCAGCCAGUACGAGAACAAGGUACUCGUCCGACUGUCUUGCAGACCUCAGAUGCUAGACAGACGCCCUCAGCACAGACGUUCUCAACACUACUUGGCUACAUGGAGACUUUGAGAUUCCUGGAGAAUCUGCCAACCAACACUCAGGGUGGGGUUAUACAAAUGGAAGCAACCCACACUCCCACUAUGGUACCCAUACAAACAACACCCUAUUCUACCAGUGCUACUCCUAACCUGGUGGCACAUCCAGCAGAAAUGCAGAAAAGGAUGCCAGUUUCUCAUCACAAUGUUUAUCAACAAGGGUCAUGAUCAACUCUCAUUGAUACUUGUACAUAUAUGAACUGUCAGCAGUCAUUAAUGUAUCAUGGACAGCCCUUGUUGAUGUAUAGCUAGUGUAAGGAAAUAAGUCCCGUCAUAUUUUAAUGACUUACAAGCUGUGCUGCUGUUGAAAUUUCUGAAGUUAAAAGAUUGAAGUUACUAUUCUCAAAUACUGUGACUGGUAGCGUAGCAUUGAAGCCCUUUGAAUUAUGAUAAAGAGGGAUUGUACUAUAUGAGAUGAAUUUGGUGGAAGUUUGGUGAUCAAGUUUCUUCAUUUAAACAUCUCUUUCUUAGUAAAUGGAUAAGCAAACCACAGACAGGAAAUUGAUUAAGGAAGAGAUAUAACAGAAGGUGAAACUGAUUUGAUUGAUAAAACAGUAGUAUUACUAUUUAUCAUAUAUAUAGCAGUUAUAUAUUUUAGGAAUUAUUUGUAAUAUUUUAACAUGGAUAAGGUAAAUGGUAGUCUUGUUUAACCUGUCCAUGUAUACUUGUGAGGAAUGAUUUUGAUUGUGCCUAAGUCCUUCAUUAAUUAACACCAUUCCUGUGUAUUUUUGCAUCAUACACAUGAUGCGAUGUAGUUAAUGAUGUUUCGUCUCCAUUUCUUUUUUUACCGGUAAAAUAAUAAAAUAUUCAGAUUAUUUAUCAUCACAUGUGUAAAAUAAACAUUUGUCCUCCUGUUCAAUGUUUUGGACAUGCAAUAUUUGUCCUCUAUCUCUUUAAACUAGAAACAGAUACAGAACUAAUAACAAAAUAUUGUAAGAAAUUGACUUAAUUGCGAAUUUAUUUCGGAUAGGUGGUUUUGUUUUUAAUUUGACUUUUUUCUCUGAGUUAUGCCCCUUUACACAUAUAAGCUAGAACUUAGAAGUCCCCAGUGUAAAUGUCUUGAAAACUAAUUUCAUGUGUACCAACUGAAGGCAAUACAUUUUAAAGCAUGAAAAAUUACCAUUGUACUCUUAUCGUUGUGUAGACUAAAUGUUCUCUUUAAUUUGGCCCAACCUUGGCUAUGUAUGUUACCUUUGUGGUAACUCAAAAACAAUCCCUGAGAGUGAAGAUAAUGAAGUAGUAUAUAGAAAAAUAUACAUACUAGUAAACAAACACUGAUAAACUCAUAACUUCUUGGAUUACCUUCAGGUGAAGUAGGUUGUAAUUGUUAAAACUUCCAGCACGCUCUAUGUUCCAUUUGACUUCCCUGUCCAUAGGCACUACACAUUAUACAUAUUAUAGUAUUUUUUUACCCCAACACCAUAUGGUGAGCUGUUCAAAUUGCCAUUGGUCAUUGGUCUGUCGUCCAUCCGUCCAAUAUUCCCUCCAUCAGUCUGCCUAUUCUUAAGAAGUUGUUGUUGUUUCAUACACUAGAUUGACCUGAGAUUUCUUAGGUAGACUCUCCUUGGUCCUUUGAUGUGAAUCUUAUAUUUUGAGACUUCUCGAAAAAACAAAACAGGUGACAGAUGGACAUAUUGUAUUUGAAAGUUGUCACUUUUUUUUUUGAAAAGUACAUAAUGGAUCAUUCUGAAAUUUCACAUGUAAACUUCUCUGGGUACCUAGCUGUGCAUAUUUGAAAAUUGAGAAUAAUAAAAAAAGUGACUAACGGCUGAUAUAUUUAUCUUUAAAGGAAACACUGCUGUUGCCAGGUUUUUUGUAUAUUUUUCUGAUGAAUUCGGAAACAAAUGGAUUGAAUGACAAGCAUUAUCUUAAUUGAAGGGUCAUAAUGUGAUAUUGCACACGUUAAUGAGGUUUACAAAACUGGGAGAAUCCAGUGUAAUGUGUAUAUAUAGUGUUUAUUGUAUUAUCUUUGAAAUAUAACUGGCAUCAUCAGAAUGUUAAUUAACAUUUCCAGCAAUUUCAUUGAAUUUAAGAGAUAGAAAUUUGACAAAUACCAUUACAUUAUUAAGCUGUGAAUUUCAAACUACUAGAAAUCAGUUAUUUGGAAUGCUUUGAGUUUUGAAAGUUGUGUUUUGAUUAAAUAGAGUUGAUUUAAUGUAGAAUUGUAUGUACAGAAAUGUGUAUGGAAGUCCAUCAGGAAAAUCAGAAACAGUGAUCAUAUCAAGUGCUUGAGUACUGGUAUCUAUAUUCUUUGAUCACCUGAGAUAAAGUCUCAUGGUAACCUAUUCUAAUCUUCUUCAUCUGGCAUCUUGCGUCCAUGUACAAUUUAACAUUUGCGACUUCUUCUCUAAAACCCCUGAUCCUAUUUCAAUGAAGUUUUGCAGAAACGUUCCUUGGCCUAAGAUGAACCAAAGUUGUGAAGUAUACAGUCCCAACUCCCUAGGGGCCUGAGGGCCAAAAAAGGGUCAAAUUGACUUGGAUUUCAAAAAUCUUCUUCUCAAGACCCAGAUAUGAUAGAAUCAAAUACUCUUCAUGGAUGGAAGCAUCUUAAGGUGCUUUACCAAAAUUGUGAAUUUCAUGGCCCCAGGGUCUCACAUUUCGUUGUGGGAAGGGAGUAAAGUUUACUAUAGUUUACAUAUAAUAAAACAAGAUUUUUGAGCAUGAUUUGUUUGAUUUCCAUUGGAAAUAUGUAAAACUUGGCUAGAAUUAUGAGUGAAGGAUGACGUCUUGAUGGUAUGCCCAUUUUGAUCCUGACUGACCCCAGGGUCUGAUGGGUGGGGAACAAAAUAGUCAAAUAGAUUUUAAAUUUUAAAAAUCUUCUUCUGAAGACCCAGAUAUUAGAAUCAGUUCCUCUUCAUGAAUGGAAGCAUCUUGAGGUGCUUUAAUUACCAAAAUGAGUCUAACAUUUCUUCCUUGGGAGGAAUAUGUUUCUUUUUGGAUUUUACUGUAAUUUCCAUAGAAAAAUUGCAUUUUUGAAAUUAUUUUGGAAAUAACUUUAUAAAAAUUAUCAGUAUAGAAUGACAGUUUUGAUGGUAUAUAUGUAUUAACACUGACUUACUAUACUCAGUGUCACAAUUUCUGUUUCAUGACACUUGAUAACUAUCCCUUAACUUUUAUAUUCAAUAUUGCUUAUCUCAGGUGACUGUCAAGGAUGCUAGGCCUCUUGUUAGCCUGCUGUCAACAGAUAAGCUGUUUGAUUCAGUUGCAUCCAAGGUUUGUCAUCCAUUGUUAAAGAACAAUUGUUAAUACUAUUUCUACAGAACGACUGAUUGGAAAUGGCUAACAGAAAGCAAAAUUUGAAUUCAACUAUGAAAGUUUGUUGCUGUCAUUUCUUGCAAAGUACUGAAUGAAUCAUUUUCAAAUUAAAUGUGUAGAUACCCUUUUCAUUCAAAGUGGUGCCCAUUUCAUUUUGCGCUGCUCAGAAUGAAGAGAGAGAGAAAAGAGGAUGGACUGGUGGCCAUCUUUGAUUUUGACUGGAAAAUUAUCAUUACAUUCUCAAAUUUCAUGUGUAGAUUCCCAUUCAUCCCUCGUAGGGAUCUGUCUAUUUCGAGACUGAGCAGGAAAGUAAAAUGGCUAAGUUGCUGUCACAGACCUGGACAGUUCAAGUUGAUUAUUACUAUUUAUCUUCGCAGUACAUAGUACUUAACUUUCAUACAUAGGUCCUCAUGGUCCCUUGUAUUACAUGAACAAUUUUGAUAAACUGAGGGGCAUCAUCUUAGAUUGUGACCUGGAAUGUUUGUUACUGCUUUGUUUUUUGACUGAUUUACUGGAUGGAUCUUUUUAGAACUUUAUUUGUAGAUUCCACUUGGUCCCUUGCCUUCCUGUGCAUUGUCUUUUAUAGAACUGAUAAGAAAAAAUAAUUGUUGAUUGGUGGCCAUCUCCUUUUUGACAUUUAAGAUUAUAAUUGCUAGCACUUAUGUUGAAGAAGUGAAGAGAUCGAAAAAAUUGUAUAAAUAUCAAACAGCAAUGGGUGUCAAGUUUAGUAAGAUGGUGCUCAGCUAGAAUCAAUUAACUUAUGAUAUAUUGCUACAUGCUAUUAAGUUUUUAGGUCAUCUGACCUGAAGGGUCAGAAUGACCUAUAGCCAUCUUGUAUCAUCCGCUGUCGGGUGCUGCCUGCUGUGUGUAAAUUUUUCAUUCAAAUGACCAGAAGGCUCUGGGUGCUGAUAUUGGGCCUGUAGCAUGAUGGGAUGAAGGGCUACCAUGUUUGUUCACCUUGACAUGCUGUCAAUGUCACAACUGUCAAAUGUGUUGAAUGCAUAAGCAACUUCUUCUCAAUAACCAAAAGGCCAAGGGUCUUAAUAUUGGGCCUGUAGCAUGCUUUUUCAAUAAGCAACAUGUCCGGAUUAAUGGCAUUUGUGUAGUACAUAUAGAAAGAAUAUGCUUUCAAGUUUGCAGAAAAUGAACCAACCAAAGUCUUCUAUGCAAGCUGUAGUGUAGUUGGGCAAUUUACCGUCUUUUAGGCCUGUUUGGCCUCUUUCAUAUAUAAGUCUUUAUAGUCAGAUGACCCUUAAAGCCUGUAGGCCUUUUUAAUUUUCCAGGGCUUUGUCCUAGUUUGUGCUAGUUUACUGGGAUUGAAUUGUUUGCAUGUCUAUUGCUUGGUAUCCAUGUAUACAGGCAUAUACAACAUACAUUUCCUUACAGUGUGGUUUACUGUAAAAUGUUACUUAGAUUCAUGCUAUCUUUAAUGACCACAUAUGUAGUAAAAUUGAAUCCACCACAAAUACUACCACUUAGCACUAUACUCUAGGUGAACAUUUCAUAGAAAACAAUUUGUUUGAUUGUUCAUAAAAAUAGUAAACUUUGCCAAGGUUGUCCUUCAAAUUAUGUUAUAAAUUUCUGUUUUAUUAGAUCACCUGAGACAAAGUAUGACUAUCAGGGGCUGUUGGAUGGUGCCAAAAAUAGGUCAAAUUGACUGAAAUUUCAAAAAUCUUCUUCUCAAUACCUAUAUAAUACAGAACCAAAUACUCUUCAUGUAUGGGUUCUUAUGGUGCUUUAUAAAAAUUGUGAAUUUCAUGACCUCAGGGUCUUGCAUAAUGCCUUGGGGAGGGGGUAAAAUUUACUCUAUUUUAUAUAGGAAAUUUACAUUUUUGAGCAUAAUUUUUUUUCCCCUAGAAAUAGUUCAAAUUUGGUUAGAUUUUUGGGUUAUUAGUAUAAGCUUACAAUUCGAUGACAUGCAAAUAUUGACCUUGAAUGAACCUCCAGGGCUUAAUGGGUGGUGCCAAAACUUGGUCAAAUUGAUUGAAAUUUUAAAAAAAAAUUCUUCUUAAUACCUAGAGAAUGUAGAACCAAAUAUUCUUCUUAGAUCAAAGUUUCUUCUGGUGCUUUAUAGAAAUUGUGAAUUUUAGGACCUCAGGGUCUCACAUUUCGCCUUGGGGAGGGGGUAAAAUUUACUCUAUUUUAUAUAAGAAAAUUACAUUUUUCAGCAAAACUUGUUCAUUUUCAUUCAGAAAUUGUUCAAACAUGGUUAGAUUGUUCUUUCUCAUUAGGAUAAGCUGACAGCUUGAUGAGAUGCACAUCUUGACUUUGACUGACCUCCAGGAACUAAUGGGUGGUGCCAAAAAAGGGUCAAAUUGACUGAAAUUUCAAAGAUGCUCUGCUGCUCCUGGAUGGAAGAUUUUAUAUACCGUAGGAAAAUUAAAUCUUGAGUGUAAUUUCUUUUAAUUCAAACUUGGUUAGAAGCCUUAGCAUAGGACAACUGUUAAUGUAUACACAAUUUACAUUUUGCAUUUGAAGUACAGGUUAAAUUUAUAUUACUUGUUUUUAAGAAAAUCAUUUCUUAACAUGUUACAAGAAGCAUUGUGACUCAGGUGACCGUUAAGGCCCUUGGGCCUCUUGUUUUAACAUACAAGUAUGUUAAUUUUCUAUAUUCAGAUAUAUAUAGUGUGUAAGAAUGACAGUUUUGUUGUAUAUGACAGUGUAUGUUGAACUCGCUUUCCCCUCAACUCUAUUACUUUUCAAGAUAACAUAUUGCUUUUCUAUCUGUCCGUCCAUCUGUCCUUUUAACAAAAUAGUAUCUUACUUUUCCAGCAGAUGGCUUGGACUGAAGAUUUUGCUCAUGUGAAUAAUAUUAUUUUCAUAAUCAUGUGAGAACGAAAUUUUCAUCAGCAUCCAAAUGUAUAGGAUGUUAAAGAUUGUUUUAUGUAAAUGAAUUUAUUAAAUAGUAUUUUAAUGCAUUAUUGCCAAUCAUGUUGUAGGUUUUCACUUGUUAAAGGUGAUGUUUGGAUGUCCUCUGUUCCCAUACACAUGUAUAGUAUGAUAAUAGUAAGAUGACAUGAAAUCUAGAAUUUGUGUUUCUGAUCUAUCAGGGCUCAGUCCUGUGGAGGGUUCAACCUUUUCAGAAUAAAAACAUAG
Molecule: messenger RNA, 9861 nt
Organism: Ylistrum balloti
Lineage: Eukaryota; Metazoa; Mollusca; Bivalvia; Pectinida; Pectinidae
Exons: 6
Coding region: 1-3678 (1225 amino acids)
Biological process (GO): cell fate commitment; regulation of transcription by RNA polymerase II
Cellular component (GO): nucleus; cytoplasm
Molecular function (GO): RNA polymerase II cis-regulatory region sequence-specific DNA binding; histone deacetylase binding; DNA-binding transcription factor activity
Source: RefSeq, a predicted model, not a curated record